Molecule: messenger RNA, 850 nt
Organism: Ilex paraguariensis (yerba mate)
Lineage: Eukaryota; Viridiplantae; Streptophyta; Magnoliopsida; Aquifoliales; Aquifoliaceae
Source: the annotation of a GenBank genome assembly
AUGUCGGACGAAGAGCACCACUUCGAGUCGAAGGCCGACGCCGGAGCGUCCAAGACCUUUCCGCAGCAAGCCGGUACCAUUCGGAAGAAUGGUUACAUAGUCAUCAAAGACCGCCCUUGCAAGGUUGUAGAAGUUUCCACCUCCAAGACUGGAAAGCAUGGUCAUGCCAAAUGCCACUUUGUUGCAAUUGAUGUCUUCACUGCAAAAAAGCUUGAAGAUAUUGUGCCCUCUUCCCAUAACUGUGAUGUUCCUCAUGUCAAUCGUACUGACUACCAGCUGAUUGAUAUUUCUGAGGAUGGAUUUGUGAGUUUGUUGACUGAAAAUGGCAGCACCAAGGAUGACCUGAAGCUCCCAACUGAUGAUACUCUGCUGGCCCAGAUCAAGGAUGGUUUUGCGGAGGGGAAGGACCUGGUUGUGAGUGUUAUGUCUGCAAUGGGAGAAGAGCAGAUAUGUGCCCUGAAAGACAUUGGGCCGAAGUAGCUUUUGAUGAUUUAUAUGGGUGGCUAAUAGCUUUGAUUAGCUUUUGCCAUUCACAAACAAAGCAGAGAGCUGUGACAUGGGUCUAUGUGGGGUAAAAGUAGAAAUUAUAUCACUUAUAUUAAUACCAUUUUGAGGCUUUGUUUUUGAAAAUUCAAUAAUACUCUUUUAUUUAAUGGGAUGUGGUGAACUCUGAUACUUUGAUUGAUUGUACUCUUUGUUGAACUGUUGUUGCUUCUCCUAAGUUCUACCCCUGUUGAUGCUGGGCUUCUCCCACUCUUGUUGAACUCGGAUUUGUAUUAGAAUGUUUACAUAGAAUAUGAUCUCACUUUAUCUGCCCCGAAUGAGCAUUGACAAUUGAAAUUUUAUUAAG